AUGACCGUUUGUUCGGAAUGGUAUGAACAAUAUUUUCAAAAGAAACAUUUUCAAUGGUUUUUGAAAGAAUGGCUUUUAGAGAGAUGGAACGUGUUGGUGAGGGAUUUUGAUGAGCUCACGAGUGAUGAUAAGAGUGAAUGGAAAUUUCCAAUGUUUUUGACUAAAUUGGUGGCUGGUCAUGAUGAAGAAUGUUGUGAUAUUUCUAUAUUGAAAUAUGGAUUGCGAUGGUUGAGAUUGUUUCUGGGUGAACAUUUGUUUGGCAGCAUGGGAAAGAACAUUAAUGAAGAACAAGUGAUCCGCAACGCUGAACAACAUGAGAACAAUAAUAAUGUAGCCAUUGUUGAGCCAGUUGAGGAAGAAUAUGAGGAUGAUGAAGAUGAUGAAGAAGAAGAUGAGAAUGAUCAUGAAGAAGUUAAUGAUGAGAAAUGGAUGAUCAAACGAGGAUCACCAAACUCACAUGGCUGCCUCUUGGAAAUGAUUUUUACAAAAAAUUCCAUUCUUUAUGCAUAA
This is a messenger RNA of Naegleria fowleri, 510 nucleotides long. RefSeq lists its product as uncharacterized. The transcript has a single exon. NCBI's taxonomy places the organism in Eukaryota, Heterolobosea, Eutetramitea, Acrasida, Naegleriidae. The record is from RefSeq and is a predicted model, not a curated record. Bases 1 to 510 code for a protein of 169 amino acids.